UGCAAAUGCAAAGUAUGUAAACUGUUGAAAAAAAAGAGACUCCAAUUGAUGCUGUUUUUGUGUGCAAAAGUAUUUGGUCUAAUAAAAUUUUAAUAUUAAAAUUAAAGUAAAAAAUGCCUGUAAAUACGGGACGAUACGUUCGCGAUAAAACUGCCGACAAGACUUAUGGGGGAGAUGACGGUACCACUCCAAGGGACGGAGGUGCCUCAGAAAAUAAAUUACUUCAAGUCAAGGAAAACAUUGAAACAGAUGCUCUUUAUGGCUUUCAUAGAGACACUGAUGUCAAGGAAAGAAUUGGAUUUCUGUUCAAUAUGCAUACCACUGAUAUACUUCAAGAGGACAAGCAACUAGUUUCCGGUGUUGAUUUUUACUUUUUGGAAGAAGACUGUUCUCGAUUUAAAAUUUCUUUGCCAUAUCAUCCAUAUUUUUACAUCUUAUGCCGUGAAGGUUCACAUCAAGAGCUUAUCACAUAUCUGCUAAAAAAAUUUACUGGUUUUUUACUUGGAGCUGACAUUGUCGCAAAAGAGGAUCUUGACUUGCCAAACCACCUGUCUGGUUUAAAAAGAGAUUAUAUAAAAUUGUCUUUUGUCAAUUCCAACAACAUGCAAAAGGUUAAAAAAGAUAUAGCGAAUGUCGUCAAAGUGAAUAAAGAGCGUGAAAAGAGUAACACGCAUUACUCAAAACUAUUAGCCAAAACUUUCAACCAUCGUGAACAGGAUACAAAAAAAAUAAUCGAUCAAAUGGACAAUAUACUAGAUAUGAGAGAGCACGAUGUACCUCAUCACGUGAGAGUAUCCAUUGACCUGGAGAUUUUCGUUGGAAAAUGGUACUCUGUUAAAAUCAGAGGUACAUCUCAGCCAGCUAUUAUAACUCCAAGGUCAGAUAUCGUUGAGCCUCCUGAGCCUAUAGUUUUGGCAUUUGACAUCGAAACUACGAAAUUACCUCUUAAAUUUCCAGAUGCCAACACUGAUCAAAUCAUAAUGAUUUCUUACAUGUUGGAUGGACAGGGUUUUUUGAUAAACAAUCGAGAAAUAAUUUCUGCUGACAUUGACGAUUUUGAAUAUAGUCCAAAGCCCGAGUUUGAGGGUUUUUUCACAGUUUGGAACGAAGCCAAUGAAAAAGCUUUAAUAAAUAAGUUUUUUAAUCAUAUUAAUCAAAUCAAGCCACACAUAUUUGUAACCUACAAUGGCGAUUUUUUUGACUGGCCAUUUAUUGAAACAAGGGCUGCCAUUCAUAACAUUGACAUGAAGGAGAGAAUAGGUUUUUCUAAAAACAAAGACAAUAUUUACUGUAGUAGGCCGGCAAUACAUUUUGAUUGUCUGUGUUGGGUAAAACGAGACUCAUACCUACCCGUGGGAUCACAAGGUCUCAAGGCAGUGGCUAAAGCAAAAUUACGGUAUGAUCCAGUCGAGUUAGAUCCCGAAGACAUGUGCAGAUUGGCAGCUGAAGAACCGGAAGUCUUGUGCAAUUAUUCGGUAUCGGAUGCUGUAGCGACUUACUAUUUGUAUCAAAAAUAUGUGCAUCCUUUUAUUUUUGCAUUGUGCACGAUUAUCCCCAUGGAGCCAGAGGAAGUGUUGCGCAAAGGCUCGGGAACUCUGUGCGAGUCGCUGCUCAUGGUGGAGGCUUACCGUGCCAAUGUUAUAUAUCCAAACAAGCAAGAAGCUGAGUUGACCAAAAUGACUAAAGAUGGACAUUUACUAGACGUUGAAACUUACGUUGGUGGUCAUGUAGAGGCUCUGGAAUCCGGCGUAUUCAGGGCCGAUAUUCCUUAUCGUUUUAAAAUAAUACCGAGUGCAGUUGAAGAGUUGAUGGGCGGUGUUGAGAAAGCACUUAAACACGCCAUCGAGGAGGAAGAGAAGGUGCCAAUGUCGGAUAUAAUUAAUUUCGAGGAAGUUGUCGAGGAAAUAAAAACCAAACUGGAAUCCCUUCGCGCCCAGCCAUUAAGAACCGAAAAGCCGUGCAUCUAUCAUCUGGACGUCGGUGCCAUGUAUCCCAACAUUAUACUGACGAAUCGUCUGCAGCCGUACGCGAUGGUCGAUGAAUCCGUGUGCGCAGCCUGCUGUUACAACAAACCCGGCGCCAAAUGCCAGCGUAAUAUGGAAUGGAUGUGGCGGGGCGAGUAUCUCAAGGCCACGGCCGGCGAGUACCAGCGUAUCCAGCAGCAGCUCGAAACCGAAAAGUUUCCGGCGACCCUGUCGGGUGGCAAGCUCCGUGCCUUUCACCAGCUGAGCCGUCAGGAGCAGGUUGCCAUCGAAAAGAAACGAUUAUCCGAGUAUUGCCGGCGUACCUACAAAAAGGUCAAGGAGACGAGGACCGAGGAGCGCAGCCAGACCAUAUGCCAGAGGGAAAAUUCGUUCUACGUCGACACUGUGAGAGCGUUCCGGGACCGACGCUACGAGUACAAGGGACUGACGAAGAAGGCCAAACAGCAGGUGGCCCAAGCCAUUAUCGACAACGACGCUGCCGCCGUAAAGUCGGCCAAGAGUCGCGAAGUCUUGUACGACUCGCUUCAACUGGCGCACAAGUGUAUCCUGAACUCGUUCUACGGCUACGUGAUGCGUAAGGGUUCGCGUUGGUUUAGCAUGGAGAUGGGUGGCAUCGUGUGUUACACCGGUGCCCAUAUAAUAAUGAAAGCACGGGAGAUAAUCGAGCAGGUGGGUAGGCCCCUCGAGCUCGACACCGACGGUAUCUGGUGCAUACUGCCGGGCUCGUUUCCCGACAACGUCGUUCUCAAGACCCGCAAUCCAAGCAGAGCCAAGCUGGUUGUCUCUUAUCCAAACGCCAUGCUGAAUUUCAUGGUCAAUGAUCAGUUUACAAAUGAUCAAUACCACGAGCUGAUUUUAACCAAUGAUGGUAGAACGCGUGAUUACAAGAUACGCAGCGAAAAUUCGAUUUUUUUUGAAGUCGAUGGCCCUUAUCUGGCAAUGGUUCUGCCUGCCGCCAAAGAAGAGGGCAAAAAAUUGAAAAAGCGCUACGCCGUCUUUAACUUUGACGGCUCGCUGGCCGAGCUCAAGGGCUUCGAGAUCAAGAGGCGAGGCGAGCUGCGACUUAUCAAGCUCUUUCAAUCUUCGGUGUUUGAAGCCUUCCUCAAAGGGUCCACCCUAGCCGAGUGCUACGCCUCGGUGGCCAAAGUAGCUGACUACUGGCUCGACAUUCUCUACAGCAAGGGCUCGGCUCUUCAGGACCCGGAGCUCUUUGACCUAAUCUCCGAAAAUAAAUCCAUGUCGAAGAAAUUGGACGAGUACGGGGCCCAAAAGUCCACCUCGAUAUCGACCGCCAAGCGCCUUGCCGAAUUUCUCGGUGACGAAAUGGUCAAAGACGCGGGGCUCGCCUGCAGGUACAUUAUAUCGCAAAAGCCCACGGGCUCGCCAGUCACCGAGAGAGCCGUCCCAUUGGCGAUAUUCCAGGCUGAUCCUAGCGUGGCGCGCCAUCAUCUGCGACGGUGGCUCAAGGACCCGAGUAUCCAGGAUAUCGAGAUACGCGAUAUUCUCGAUUGGCAAUAUUACAUUGAACGACUCGGCAGUGCCAUACAAAAGAUCAUAACCAUUCCCGCGGCGAUGCAGGGCUUGCCGAAUCCAGUACCACGAGUCCGACAUCCGGACUGGCUGCACAAGAAGCUGCUGGAAAAAACUGAUGGUAGAAGGCAGCGCAAGAUAACCGAUAUUUUUCAACGCGAAGCAGCUCCCGUUGCUAGGAGAAACGACAACGAUGAGGCAGAUAUAGAAGAUGUCACUGAUGAAAAUGAACGCUAUAAACUCAAGCCGCUUGUAGCCAGCGUCACAAAAAGAAAGCGGACUUUUAUGGAUGAAGAGCGAGAGGAAGCCGAAAAGGAGAGCCACAGUCUGUUGACAGACAACUGGAGAAAAGUUUUAGGAAAUCCACCGCAGAUUGGAGAGUCGCAGAUAGAAUUUCAAGUUUGGCUAGCAUUCCACAAAGAGAAAUGGAAAUAUCAAGCAAAACAAAGAGCGGAGAGAAAAAAGUUGUGUACCACAAAGCGAUCCAGAUUGGAUCAUUUCCAGACUGCAGGUCCAGCUAAUACUCAGAAAAGUAAGAGUACGACUUUACUCGGUGGUUUUUUGCAACGUAAACAACAAAAACUCUUGGAAACUCCUUGGCAAAUUAUACAGAUAGCCGAAACGAACGAGCCAGGACUGUUUCGUUUAUGGAUUCUGGUUGAUCAGGAUUUACAUCAAGUGCGCUUAACUGUCCCUAGAAUAUUUUACGUCAAUACUCGACAGGAGAGAAAAGAAAAAGAAAGCACCAACAGAUCUUGGAAACAAUGUCACAAGAUAUUACCGCGCUCUCGACCUGUUUACAAUUUGUAUCGGUACUCGGUACCCGAGAAAUUUUUCAAAUGUCACAGCCAAACGAUAAUGCACGACUUGAUUGAUCCUGAUAUUGAGGGAAUUUACGAAACGCAAAUGUCUCUUGAGUUUCGGGCAAUAAUGCAGCUUGGAUGUGUAUGUGCUGUUGCCAAAGAAGCAAUGAGAGAGUUGAGAAGCGGAACCGAUAAUUUUCAAUUGGAUCAACUAGUUUACAGAAACAUCGCUUCACAACCAUAUUUACAAAAUAUUGAUAAAGUGAAAAACAUAUUUUUAUAUCACCAUUGGUCUGCUAGCAGUAAUUACCGUAGAGCUAUGUGGGGUUUGUUUUUGUCAGGAAGUAAAACGUGUCAUAUAUUUGUACUGGAUACUGUUAGAACUGAUCGUAUGCCCAACAUGAGCACACUCUACGUUAAUGAAAGAAACAAGGCUAUUGAAUUGGGUGAAGUUAAAAAUAUUAAUUCAACACCAGAGUCACUAAAGUUCAACAUUCGAGUGGAAACUGAUGUUAAAGUUAUUUAUAGUCAACUCCAAAAUGCUCUUAAAAAUUACAAGAAAGAAAGUCAAGGUGCUACAAUGAUGAUUAUUCAGUCUCCAAUAGUGACAUCCACGUUGACGGAUAAAAUGCCCUUUUUGAAUGAAUUUCCGAUAGUAAAGGCACACAUUCAAGAUUUAGAUAAUCUCUAUGAUACAUUGGAUUGGCAAAGAAACGGUUCUAAGAUAAUGCUUAGACAUUACUUCAAAAGCGAACAGGUGGUAAAAAGCUUGAUAGAGCAAGCUUGUUACUUUUAUGCACCUAUAGGAAAUUUACCAAUGGAUUUGAUAGUAUUUGGAGCGGACCUAUUUUAUGCCCGCCACUUACAGAAAGCUAAUUUUGUGCUGUGGUGGUCUUCCACGGAAAAACCUGAUUUCGGAGGAAGCGAAAACGAUGAUAGCAGACUUUUGACAGACUUUGAAGAGAGUUCAGGUUGUGUUGUAAAUAAUUCUGGAGCCUACUCUAAUGUUUGCUUUGAACUAGAUGUUGUAAGUUUAGCUGUUACUGCACUAGUUCAAGCAAAUCGAAUCAACGACAUAGACGGCACGAGCUCUUAUGUUGCCUUUCAUAACGCUCAACAAGUUUCUUUGCAAGAUAUGGUAAUGAACGAUGGAAUUCCGGUAGCACCGUCGUAUGAUGAAACAGUAUUAUGCAUGCCUGCCUUUAAAAUUUUGAAAAUCAUGGUCAGCACAUGGUUAAAAGAAGUUAGCAAUUUUAAAAAUCAAUAUGCCGAUUUCUUGCUUGUACAUUUUUACAGAUGGUUACGUUCACCAUCAUCAUUCCUUUACGAUCCUGCUUUGAGACGAACGUUACAUGAUUACUCGAAAAAAUUAUUUAUCCAACUGGUAGCAGAAUUACAAAAGCUGGGAUCAGAAAUUGUUUUUGCAGAUUUUACUAAAAUCAUUUUAAGCACGAACAAAAGAGAAGUUGAGGAUGCGUACAGUUAUACACAGUACAUCAUACAGUCCAUUUUGACCAAAGAAUUAUUUCAUAGUAUUUAUUUUGAUGUCAGCAAUUGUUAUGAGUAUCUUGUCUGGCUGGAUUUGUCUAAUCAUGGUGGAAUCAAAAGGAAAAUUACCUCUGAUCAAGAGGUAGGAGAGUUGGAAGAAUCACCAACAGACAAUGCUGCAGAGUUUAUUAUGAAUUGGAGUAUCGUGGACUAUAUCCCUGUAGAAAUAUGUCAAGUUACUUUUACCAAAACCAUAUCUGCAUACUAUGGUACAAUUUAUACAGAGUCGCAAAGUAAACCUCCAGAAGAAGUAAAAUCUUUAGCAAAACAACUUAUUUCUGGUGAAAUGUCACAAAAAUUAUUUCACUACGUGCAGUCAAUAUACAAAAAAAUUCCUGAAAAAGUUCUUACAAUGGAACAAUAUCCGCAUCUUAAUUACGAGCCUAAUUCUACCAGAAUGAUUAUUAAUCCUGCUCUUGAGCUAGCCAAAGCCAUAUGCAAGAUUUUAUCCUUGGACACUCAAAUAGAGGAAGAAGUUGCCAACAUGUUUAGAAAUUUAUUGAGAUUGAUAGACGUUGGAGCCUUUAGUGAUAAAGCCGAGUGGAAAGAUCCUUGCACAUCGUUCAUCUUACCCGAAGUAUUGUGCGAGAACUGUAACCAUGUCAGAGAUAUAGAUCUCUGCAAAGACAGUUAUCAGGAUGUUGAAGACAACAAACAUGUUUGGAAAUGUCCACAUUGUGGGUCAACUUAUGAUAAUGAUCAAAUAGAAUUUUCGCUCAAUGACAUAUUGAAUCGUAAAAGCAUGGCUUUCGUCAUACAGGACGUACAGUGUUUAAAGUGCUUAGAAGUUAAACAAGACAAUAUAGUUCCGAGAUGCUCUUGUUCAGGAUUCUUUAAAACGUUAUUACCAAAAGAUAAUCUUGUGAGAACGUUAAAGAUUUUUAGAUCGAUAUCUGCAAAGUGUAUGAUGCCCAUUUUAGCUGAAAAUAUCGAAUUUAUGCUGACAAAUGUAAACUAAUAAGAUGAGUGAUGAUAUCAGUUUUGUAAGCAAAAUAGCAAAUAAAAAGUAGGGUAUACGUGAAUAUAU
Messenger RNA from Copidosoma floridanum, 6893 nucleotides. It is a transcript of the gene DNApol-epsilon255, whose product is annotated as DNA polymerase epsilon catalytic subunit 1. Gene Ontology annotation, cellular component: epsilon DNA polymerase complex; nucleus. Gene Ontology annotation, biological process: base-excision repair, gap-filling; nucleotide-excision repair, DNA gap filling; DNA replication. Gene Ontology annotation, molecular function: single-stranded DNA 3'-5' DNA exonuclease activity; zinc ion binding; DNA binding. The record is from RefSeq and is a predicted model, not a curated record. Lineage: Eukaryota; Metazoa; Arthropoda; Insecta; Hymenoptera; Encyrtidae.